Messenger RNA from Candidozyma haemuli, 369 nucleotides. RefSeq lists its product as uncharacterized. Bases 1 to 369 code for a protein of 122 amino acids. The record is from RefSeq and is a predicted model, not a curated record. The transcript has a single exon. NCBI's taxonomy places the organism in Eukaryota, Fungi, Ascomycota, Pichiomycetes, Serinales, Metschnikowiaceae.
AUGUCUAAUAUCAACGACCUCACCUUCUCUGACGACGAAAGCGACGCUUCUUUCGACUUCCAAGAGCCCAACUCUUCGAUUAUGUACGAAGAAGAAGAUACGUUCAUUGACGACUCGGAAGAAGACGAGUAUGUGGAGGAAAUCAAGAAUAACUUGGUUGCAAAGAAAAUGACCCAGUUGAAGAUGGAAGAUAUUUUGGAGGACCCUGCUUACGUCGAAGAAGAAGAUGAGACUUAUGACUUCCAAGAAAGCGACGAAAGCGACGACGACGAAAUUGCUGACUUUGAAGAAGUAUUCGACAGAGAAGCCAACGAACACUAUUGGAAUAAGUUCAUGACAUUGCACAGGUUGCCAGAGGUUGGACAAUAA